Paramecium sonneborni is the source of this 1478-nucleotide messenger RNA. The record is from the annotation of a GenBank genome assembly. Lineage: Eukaryota; Ciliophora; Oligohymenophorea; Peniculida; Parameciidae.
AUGUAUAUACAAAUUGCAUUAUCAAUUCUGUUUCUUUAUGCUUAAGCAAAAGAAGAAAAUGACUUACAUGUUGUAUUUGAUAAGAAUUCGAAACAAUUCUUUGAAAAGAAUGAAAUCUCUAUGAUCUUCUUCUACACUCCUUAAUGUGGACAUUGUGAAAGAUUCUAACCUGAAGUAGAGAAGGCAGCAAAAUAAUUGAAAGAGGAAGGUUUUGUGUUUGCAAAAGUUGAUGGUCAUAAUUAUAAAGAGAUAGCCAAAUAAUUUGAAGUGAAUGGAUUUCCUUCUGUAGUAUUAUCUUAAGAUCAUGGAAAAAGAUAUAAGAAAUUUGAAGGACCUAGAACAAGUGAUAGUGUUAUAAUGUGGAUGUAUGAAUAACUUAAUGAAGGUACUAAGGAAUUAAAAACAAUAUAAUAAAUCAAAGAUAAGAUAUCAUAAAGCUAAUUGAUGUUUAUCUAUAUGGCUGAAAAUGAUGAAGAUAGAGGAUUUAAAAGAUACAAAGAUUAUAGUCAUGCAUAUGGAAAUUUAGAAUUUUAUCAUACAUUUUUAGAAAACGUAUAAUAAGAAUUAGGGUUUGGACCAACUGAUUCUUUAGUAGCUUAUAAAAAAUAUGAUAAAUCUCCAGUUGUUUAUUAACCUAAAUAAAUCAAGGUAUCUGAUUUAAAGGCCUUUAUUGAAACCAAUUGGUUUUAAAGACUUCAAGAAUAUAGUGAAGAUGUAUAUAAGAAGAUUUUCAAAUAAGAUAGAUCAUCUUUAAUAUUAUUAGUUGAUGAAACAUAAAUGAAAGAUAGAAAUGCUCAUGAUGCUCUAAAAUCUAUUAGUUUAGAUCAUCCUCAUGAAGAUCAUUUAUUAUUUAUCAAAUGUAGUGUUACUAAUCCACUAUUCUCAGAAUUACAAAAAUAAAUUGGAGAUUUCACUGGAACACCAUCUUUAUUUGGAUUAUAAAAGUAUGGAGUCUAUAAGUAUAAAUUUAAUUAAGCAUUUACAAAAUAGAAUUUAGAUUAAUUCAUCCUUGAUUUUAAAAAUGGAAAAGCAUAAAAACAUUAUAAAUCUUAAAAAUUAGAUAAUCCUAUUUAUUCAAACAAUGUUGAAAUCCUUACUGGUAAUUCUUAUUAAAGAGUUAUCAACUCAUAAGAAGAUUGGGUCAUUUUCUAUUAUAAUUCAUAUGAUUCUGAACAGUAUUUAUAUUAAUAUAUCUUAGUCUAUCCCUUUUAUAAGAAUAUGCUGAUAUUGCUAAGUUAAUUGGUUAAAUUAGUAAAGUCAAAUUUGCUAUUGCUGAUGUUACUCAAAAUGAAUUUAAUGAUUUUUCAGAUCCAACUGAUAUCUUCAAAAUUAGAUUAUAUAAAGGAAAUAAAAAUUACACUAAAUUUAUUUAAAAAGUUAAUAAAAUUCAGAGAGAUAGAUUGAUUACCUUUAUAAAAGAACAUUCUAAAUAUGAAUUUAAUGAUGAUCGUAAAGCAGGACAUCAUGAUGAUUUAUGA